AUGUUGAUUGACAAUGCUGUUACAAGACCUGGACAAAAGAACAUUAGAGGGGGGACUGAGAAAGGAAGAACCUUGGACGUUAGGAACCCUGAAAGUAAUUCAAAGAAACCUGUGAUUAACUGGAUCUCUCUCCGAGAAAACAAAGCUAAAUAUGAAGUUAUGAAGUGGGCAGACUUGCCUCCUAUUGAGAAAAACUUCUAUGAAGAAUCAUCAAGGACUGCAUCUAUGUCACAAGAGGAAGUGGAGCUGUGGCGGAAAGAAAAUAAUAAUAUAACUUGUGAUGACUUAAAAGAAGGUGAAAAGCGCUGCAUUCCCAAUCCUGCUUGUAAAUUUGAAGAUGUAUUUGAGCAUUAUCCUGAUAUUAUGGCUAAUAUAAGAAAAGUUGGUUUUCAAAAGCCUACACCAAUUCAGUCCCAGGCAUGGCCGAUCUUACUCCAAGGAAUUGAUCUUAUUGGUAUAGCACAGACUGGUACUGGGAAGACAUUAGCGUACUUAAUGCCUGGAUUCAUUCACUUGACUUCACAACCAAUUUCCAAGGAUCAGCGUGGGGGGCCAGGAAUGUUAGUCCUUGCUCCCACUAGAGAACUGGCACUUCAAGUAGAGGCAGAGUGUUUGAAGUACAUAUACAAAGGAAUUAAAAGUAUUUGCAUAUAUGGUGGUGGGGACCGAAAAGGACAGAUAAACGUGGUUACCAAAGGUGUGGAUAUUGUUAUUGCUACUCCUGGCAGACUGCAUGAUCUUCAAAUGAACAACUUCAUAAAUUUGAAGAGCAUAACAUACUUGGUUUUAGAUGAGGCUGACAGAAUGUUGGAUAUGGGAUUUGAACCUCAGAUAAUGAAGAUCCUAAUAGAUGUGCGGCCUGACAGACAAACUGUUAUGACAAGUGCUACUUGGCCUGAUGGUGUUCGUCGCCUAGCAAAAUCCUAUUUGAAAAAUCCUAUGAUUGUGUAUGUUGGCACUCUUGACUUAGCAGCAGUAAAUACAGUAGAGCAGAGAGUUGUUGUUAUCGCCGAGGAGGAAAAGAAAGCUUUCAUGCAGUACUUCAUUGACACUAUGAAGCCAAGUGAUAAAGUCAUCAUUUUUGUGGGAAAAAAACUUACAGCUGAUGACUUAGCAAGUGACUUUAGUCUCCAAGGAGUUCCAGUACAGUCACUUCAUGGUAGCAGGGAACAGUGUGAUCGAGAACAGGCCUUAGAUGACUUCAAGAGAGGCAAAGUUAGAAUACUGGUAGCUACUGACUUAGCAUCCCGUGGCCUUGACGUGCAUGAUAUUACUCAUGUUUUUAACUUUGACUUCCCUCGCAACAUUGAAGAAUAUGUUCAUAGAGUAGGUCGUACCGGAAGAGCAGGACGUACUGGGAAGGCAGUAACACUUGUCACCAAGAAUGAUUGGAGAGUUGCAUCUGAGCUGAUUGAAAUUCUGGAAAGAGCAAACCAAGUAGUUCCAGACGGGCUUAUUGCAAUGGCAGAAAGAUACAAACAAUUUCAAAUCAGAAAAGAAACUGAAAAGGAUAUGCAAAGACCUCGGAGAAAGCCCUCAAAAUAACUGUAAUCGAAGUUCAAAACUUAGUGAAACAAAAUGAUUAUAGUUAGUCGUAGCCUCUGUGGGCUUGGAUUUAGAAGUUUGUCUUGGUUGUUUUCUGUACCUGUGCUAUUAAAAUGAGUUUUAAAUAGUGGUUUAGGAAAAAAAAAAACUGGAUUAACUUUAUAUAGAAUUAAAUCUGGUUUUGCACUUGGACACUACUUUCACUUAAUUACAUUAUUCUAGUGUGAUGUGCAUGAUUCUAAAGCCAUUACCUACUGGUUAGAAACAAAUAUUGUGGGGUUGUUUGGUGGUUGGUU
This is a messenger RNA of Falco peregrinus (peregrine falcon), 1841 nucleotides long. It is a transcript of the gene DDX43, whose product is annotated as DEAD-box helicase 43. The record is from RefSeq and is a predicted model, not a curated record. Gene Ontology annotation, molecular function: RNA binding; ATP binding; RNA helicase activity. Lineage: Eukaryota; Metazoa; Chordata; Aves; Falconiformes; Falconidae.